Messenger RNA from Trachymyrmex septentrionalis, 2065 nucleotides. It is a transcript of the gene vimar, whose product is annotated as rap1 GTPase-GDP dissociation stimulator 1. Gene Ontology annotation, cellular component: cytosol. Lineage: Eukaryota; Metazoa; Arthropoda; Insecta; Hymenoptera; Formicidae. Bases 1 to 1839 code for a protein of 612 amino acids. Gene Ontology annotation, molecular function: guanyl-nucleotide exchange factor activity; protein binding. The record is from RefSeq and is a predicted model, not a curated record. Gene Ontology annotation, biological process: positive regulation of GTPase activity. The transcript has 9 exons.
AUGUACAUUACAGGCGAGACGAAGCACAAUAUCGACAAACUCGUCGACGAUUUGAAAUGUGUCGUGAGACUCGAAGCCUCGCAAGAGGAAUGCCCCAAUAUUGUUCAGAUACUGGAUUCUGUAGUAAAUGUUAGCAAAACGUCGAUCGGAGAGACUACUGAGUUAGUCAUUGACGAAGUUUUCCUAACGCUACUUAGGCACAAAUCUAAACAAAUCAUAGCAAAGACUGCAAAAGCUAUUGCGGAAAUAGCAAAGACUGAUCGAGGGAGAGAGAAAUGUACCAGUUUUGAAUUGAUACGGACCUUGAUUGAUUUGCUAAAGGAAGAAGAUGUAGACAUAUUGACACAGACUUCCAGAGCUCUAGGAAACAUCUGCUAUGAGAAUGAGACUGGUAAAAAUCUGGUGGCAGAACAGGAUGGUUUGAAAGUAAUUCUAGCACUACUGAAGAAAGGAAUUGCCCUAGGUAAUGUUGAAGGUGCGAGCUUCUUGAGGAAUGUGUCUGCUGGAGUUUUAUUGAAUUUUUUGGUGGAUCAGGAAAUGUUAUACAGAAAGGCACUAGAGGAGGAUAUGGUACCAAUUAUUUGCAGUAUUUUAGAAGAAGAUGGAAUAAAUGGUGAUGAAUCAGCAGUACAAGUGUUACUCACUCUUGGCAUAUUGAACGACGUGAAUAUUAUAUUUCUCAAUGAGAGAUUGACAAGAGUUUUGGUUGAUAUACUGGCUAGUGACACUUCCUCUGAGCUAUCUGAGAUGUGUUUAGAAAUUUUACAUGGCCAAGCAGAAGAUGAAAAUGCGAAGCUGUUAUUGGCUAAGGCAGGAGUGUGUGAGUUGCUCCUGAAACUGUUAGAGAAACAUGGUCCACAAUGCACUGACGAAGAAACGCGGUCGAUUCUUAAAGUCGCCUGUAACUUGAUUGUUUUGAUUUUAACUGGAGAUGAUAGCAUGAAUUUCCUUUACGAUGAUGGCAAGGGUCCUGUAUACAAGAAAUUGAUAGAAUGGCUAGAGAGUAUUGACGAGGAUUUGCAGAUCACCGCCGUUUUGGCCAUGGGCAACGUUGCGCGGACUGACAUACAUUGCAAGCGCAUGGUGGAACAGGGUAUUCAUCGGAAGUUGUUAAAAAUUCUCGAAAGAAAUGGCAACAAAUCUGGCGAUAUUAGAUGUCAGCACGCCUUACUCAGCGCAUUACGCAACCUCGUUAUACCUGCGGACAAUAAAUCGUUAAUUCUUGCCGAUGGUUUGAUCGAUGUACUGUAUCCAAUGCUGGAGAUUCCUACCUAUCCUGUCGUUUUCAAAUUGCUGGGAACGCUUAGGAUAGUCAUAGACGGUCAAAAAGAAGCAGCAAUUUAUUUAGGACGAAGAGAGGACUUGAUUAAACGGGUAGUUGAGUGGUGCAGUACUGAGGAUCACCCUGGUGUCCAGGGUGAAGCCAACCGAUUAAUCGCCUGGCUAAUAAAUAAUAGCAGGGACAAGCAGGUUGCUUUGUCAAUUAUCAAGUACGGUGCGGUGCAGCAUCUAGUAGGUAUGCUUUUAGCGCAACACACGCUAAUGCAAAACGAAGCAAUUAUGGGUCUUAAUUUACUGACUGUAAUUUGUCCGACGGAAUCUGAAGAGCUACUGAUCAAAGCAGAUUUCGGACGCAAUAUGUGCGAAUUGUUUGCACGUUCCCGUGAGCUUGACGUACACAUCAUGCUAAACGCGUUAUCGUUAUUGAAUCGCGCCCUGGAAUUAGACCAACUGAAGGAGCAUCUUACGAGCUACGGAUUAGCUAAUGCAUGCAAAUUGCAAUGCCAUAUAAAUGAAAACACCGUCACGGAGUUACAGACUCGAGUUACCAAUUCGUGAGCGGCGCUGGGCACCGCCUUGGAAACUAACUAAGGAUAAUAAUGAUGAUGAUGAUGAUGACAAUGACCAAUUCCAAAACGCGUUCUUAUGCGCUGCCAUUCCCUACAUUGUUGUAUCUUCCAUCAUUCCAAAGAACCAAGAAAUGCAAUCUUCAAUGACCAAACCGUUCCCAACUUGAGCCACAGAUUGCAAAACAUAUUUUAUUUAUCGAGAAAUAUAUAUUCUA